AUGCUUCCUCCAUUUGACUAUUUCACGUAUCGUCGCGUUCGAGACUCCAAAAGAAGAGAGCGAGCUAACCGUUUUGCUUCUCUCCCAACAGCUUACCAUACUUCCUUCACAGCGUUUGACAAGUCUAUCAUCAACAAGCCAAUAGAAGAACUGGUGCAAGAGGUCCAGAACUCCUCACUUUCCGCAACUGAUGUAGUCCGCACCUAUGGCAAAGUCGCUGUUAAGGCCCAGGAGAAAACAAACUGUGUCACCGAACUUCUCCUUCCUGAGGCCGAGUCAUGGGCUCAGUCAGAAGUAAACCUCAAGGGUCCUCUGGCAGGUGUGCCUGUCUCUUUGAAGGACUCUGUGCAGAUCAAAGGGUUUGAUAUCUCUCUCGGGUAUACACGACUUGCUCAGAAGCCUUACAAAGAGGAUGGCCCUAUGGUGAGAUUAUUGAAAGAUGCCGGCGCUGUACCCUACGCUAAGACGGCGCUGCCGGUAACCCUUCUCUCUUUCGAAUCUGCGAAUGCCCUCUGGGGCCAUUGUCGGAACCCUCACGUUCCCGAGUACUCGCCAGGAGGCUCGACCGGUGGUGAGGGUGCUUUACUGGCUUUAGGUGGCCGUAUCGGUAUCGGAUCCGACGUUGCAGGCUCUGUCCGCGUUCCGGCAGCCUGGAGCGGUGUCUAUUCCCUGCGCUGCAGCACGGGUCGUUGGCCUAAAGCCGGUGUCAACACCAGCAUGGCAGGCCAGGAAGGAGUUGCCAGCGUAUUUAGCCCCAUGGCUCGUACCCUAAACGACCUUACCUAUUUCAGCAAGGCCAUCAUCGACAUGAAGCCUUGGAAAUAUGAUUACACUGUCCACCCUAUCGUAUGGCGUGACGAAGAGGAGAGCGAAGCCAAGAGCAAGAAAUUACGUAUCGGAUUGAUGAUGAGCGAUGGAGUUGUGCCUCCUACCCCGGCCAUUGAACGCGCCAUUUCCACCACAGUAGCUGCACUUACUGCGGCUGGUCAUACUGUCUCUGAAAUCACUCCUCCCACAAACGCUGAUCCCCUCACCGGCCUUCAUCUUGCCUCCCAACUCCUCAACUCCGAUGGCUGCGUGACUUUCAACUCGCAUCUUCACAGCUUUGAACCCUCUGAUCCCGGGGCAGACCAACUCACCCGAAUCGCUAACCUCCCCCGCUUUCUUCGCUACAUGUACUAUUUCUACGUACGGUAUAUUAGGCGAGAUCCAACAUGGGCGGCGAUGAUCCGCACCUUUGGACCCAAGUCUGCAGCUGAUCAAUGGAAGCUGGUCGCUAAGCGUGAAUCCUUCCGUGCCACCUGGCAUGCGUGGUGGGAUGAGGAGUCUCAAAACUACGAUUUCAUUCUGUGCCCUGUCAACGCCACUCCCGCGCUCCCCCACAAGGCCAUGCACGAUGCAGUGUCCUCCUGUGGAUACACCUUCCUCUGGAAUCUGCUCGACUACUCCGCUGGUGUCCUCCCCGUUUCCCACGUCGACGCCAAGAAGGAUGCACUCUACGCCCCGUACAAGAAGGUACUGAAGCAACUGGGCACAGACCAUGCCAUUGCCCGCGGGGCCUGGAUGCACUACGAUGCGGUUAAGAUGGCGGGUCUCCCAACAGCCAUUCAGGUGGUGGGCCGCAGAUGGCAGGAAGAGAAGGUCUUGGGAUAUAUGGCGGCGGUCGAGAACGCGUUGGAACAAUAUUAUGACCCGGAGUCUGGGGAAGGGGGGAAAUAUCCCCUGAUUGAGAUUGAUUAA
Aspergillus tanneri is the source of this 1740-nucleotide messenger RNA. Its product is annotated as putative acetamidase. Bases 1 to 1740 code for a protein of 579 amino acids. The transcript has 4 exons. The record is from RefSeq and is a predicted model, not a curated record. Lineage: Eukaryota; Fungi; Ascomycota; Eurotiomycetes; Eurotiales; Aspergillaceae.